AUGGCACGCGAUGACGGUACUCAGGUGGUUCAGCUGCUGAGCGAGGGCAAGUACAACCUGCCGAUGUUUCUCCGCUACCUCAAGUCCUCCUCGAUGGAGGGCGACCAGCCGGACAAAUCGCUUCUGCUCGGUAUCCUGCUGCAGUCCUUGGCCCGCUUCCAGACAAGCGACUUUACGGCAUGCAUGUGCCUCGUGCCCAGCCACGUCCAGGACUCUCCCAGCGUAGAGAAAGAGCUGAAUUACAUCUAUGGACUCGAGAACUUGCUCAGCUGCGGCCUCUUCGCCCGCUUCUGGACGCAGUGGAAUUCCGUCAAGGAGCACCUACCAGAGUCCUUCCAUUUCGAAGCCCGCGUGCGCACCAGCAUCUUAGAGACCAUCUGCAUCACCAUGGAGUCCAUCCCAACGGAAAAGCUGGCCACGUACCUUGCUGUCUCGCCGGACCAGGUGCAGAAGGUGGUGCAGAAUGCUCUGAAGGACUCCGAGGACCGCGAUAUGAGGGUGAUGGCGUACAACAGCGGUAGUGUGAUGUUUCACCGCAACCGCUUCAACUACCCUCAGGCCGGUGCUGCGCAGGACUCUAUUCACUUCACCGAUGUGUCAUCUGUCAUUCACAACGACGUGCCGCGCCGCGGCAUGGCAGUGGCGGAAGAGACACGGGAUGUGCGUGCACGGACGUGGGCUCGCAUGGCGGAUGACUAA
Messenger RNA from Leishmania braziliensis MHOM/BR/75/M2904, 699 nucleotides. RefSeq lists its product as hypothetical. Bases 1 to 699 code for a protein of 232 amino acids. Gene Ontology annotation, molecular function: translation initiation factor activity; ribosome binding. The transcript has a single exon. Gene Ontology annotation, biological process: regulation of translational initiation. Lineage: Eukaryota; Euglenozoa; Kinetoplastea; Trypanosomatida; Trypanosomatidae. Gene Ontology annotation, cellular component: cytoplasm; eukaryotic translation initiation factor 3 complex. The record is from RefSeq and is a predicted model, not a curated record.